Molecule: messenger RNA, 3801 nt
Organism: Bursaphelenchus xylophilus (pine wood nematode)
Lineage: Eukaryota; Metazoa; Nematoda; Chromadorea; Rhabditida; Aphelenchoididae
Source: the annotation of a GenBank genome assembly
AUGUCGCAAGUAGCCGCGGCAAUGCCAACCUACCUUAGGGGACCGGGUCCAAGCCCGACUAGAGAAAGAAGCCGAUCACGGUCUGUAGCCAGAGGGCAAGGAGUCGGAAUUUUAUACGCCCGCAGUAAGGGUUAAAAGGGCAGUGCAUCCUCCCAAACGCCUCACCUACGGUGAAAACGGCGGACAGAAGGAGGAUAACAACCGGUUAAAUCGGAUAGAGUUCAUUAGAAAUGAACAAGAAAAGGGAAAAGGUCAAAGACAAAAAAGUCCAAGACACGUGAGCAGGUAUGCAAAUUUUGAUCCGAAAAGCAUAUAUAAAGGCCCCAAUAGCGGCCAGAAGCCAACCAUGGCGAAGUGUGUGCUCUGCGGGGGUGCACUGACGUGCCCUCGCCAAACAUGCCAGACCAAAAGGAAGUGCAGCCGGCCCAACCAUCACUGCCACCUGCCCAACCUCUGCCCGAGCCGGUUGAACCUGAACUCUACCCCUUUUCUGAACUUUACCCCUUUUUCAACUCUACCCCUUUUUGAACUUUACCCCUUCAGAACUUUACCCCUUUUUCAACUCUACCCCUUUUCUGAACUUUACCCCUUUUUGAACACUACCCCUCAUUUUGAAAAUUGAAAAAAUGAGGUGUGACACCUUAUACGAUGAAAAUUUUUUCAAAUUGAAAAUAUUUUUUCAUCGUAUAAGAUGUCACACCUUAUUAUUUUCAAUUUGAAAAAAAUUUUCAUCGUAUAAGAUGUCACACCGAGUUUUUUCGAUUUGAAAAAAUUUUACAUCGUAUAAGAUGUCACACCUGGUUUUUCUCAAUUUGAAAAAUUUUUUCAUCGUAUAAGAUGUCACACCUUAUUUUUUCAAUUUUCAAAAUGGGGUAGUGUUCAAAAAGGGGUAGAGUUCAGAUUUUUUGGCGAAAAUCAAAAAAGGGGUAGAGUUCAGCCUUUUUUGGGGUAGAGUUGAAAAAGGGGUAAAGUUCAGAUUGGGGUAAAGUUCAGAAAAGGGGUAGAGUUCUGCCGCAACGGCCCGAGCCAACCCCUCUACAACUAGGACCCUCCAGAAGCAACCAAUUCUCCAACCCCCCACAGCCAGAUCCCCCGAGAAGCAACCAAGUUCCUGAACCCCCUCCCCAAGAAGAUCAAGACAUGGACGAUGGUUUGGUGGAUGAGCUGUUGGGAGAGCUCACUUCUGAAGACCUGGAGGAAUUGAUGGCGAGUACUUCGAUUGGAUCAAAGUAGGAGGAGGUGUUGGAUGGGACACCACCGAUUCCACCAGCAAGAUGGUCUUCAAAACGAAUCUCUCUCUAUUUGUAUUUUAUCUUUUGUACUUUCCCCAGCUGGCUCUAUAAAAGGAGCGGCUGGGUUCAAAUAAACCAGUACGAUCAAUCUACUCGGGUUGUCUCAAGUUGUCUCCUCCGAGACUUCAACACACUCCGACAUCACUAAUUCAAUUUUUUUAAACUGGUGCCUGGUAUAAUAUCAGAGAGUUUGGCCUGCGGCGGGCGUAAUUUAAUUCCAAAAAAGCUGAAACUUGCCGUGCUAAAAUCUUAUGAGGUUACCUUUCGAAUGGUAUAUGUCUUGUCAAUUCACUCCGACAUCACUAAUUCACUUUUUUUUUUAAACUGGUGCCUGGUAUAAUAUCAGAGAGUUUGGCCUGCGGCGGGCGUAAUUUAAUUCCAAAAAAGCUAAAACUUGCCGUGCUAAAAUCUUAUGAGGUUACCUUUCGAAUGAUAUAUGUCUUGUAUAUUCACUCCGACAUCACUAAUUCAAUUUUUUUAAACUGGUGCCUGGUAUAAUAUCAGAGUGUUUGGCCUGCGGCGGGCGUAAUUUAAUUCCAAAAAAGCUGAAACUUGCCGUGCUAAAAUCUUAUGAGGUUACCUUUCGAAUGGUAUAUGUCUUGUAUAUUCACUCCGAAAUCACUAAUUCACUUUUUUUUAAACUUGUGCCUGGUAUAAUAUCAGAGUGUUUGGCCUGCGGCGGGCGUAAUUUAAUUCCAAAAAAGCUGAAACUUGCCGUGCUAAAAUCUUAUGAGGUUACCUUUCGAAUGGUAUAUGUCUUGUAUAUUCACUCCGACAUCACUAAUUCAAUUUUUUUUAAACUUGUGCCUGGUAUAAUAUCAGAGUGUUUGGCCUGCGGCGGGCGUAAUUUAAUUCCAAAAAAGCUGAAACUUGCCGUGCUAAAAUCUUAUGAGGUUACCUUUCGAAUGGUAUAUGUCUUGUAUAUUCACUCCGACAUCACUAAUUCAAUUUUUUUAAACUUGUGCCUGGUAUAAUAUCAGAGUGUUUGGCCUGCGGCGGGCGUACUUUAUUCCAAAAAAGCUGAAACUUGCCGUGCUAAAAUCUUAUGAGGUUACCUUUCGAAUGGUAUAUGUCUUGUAUAUUCACUCCGACAUCACUAAUUCAAUUUUUUUAAACUUGUGCCUGGUAUAAUAUCAGAGUGUUUGGCCUGCGGCGGGCGUAAUUUAAUUCCAAAAAAGCCGAAACUUGCCGUGCUAAAAUCUUAUGAGGUUACCUUUCGAAUAGUACAUGUCUUGUAUAUUCACUCCGACAUCACUAAUUCAAUUUUUUGUAAACUGGUGCCUGGUAUAAUAUCAGAGUGUUUGGCCUGCGGCGGGCGUAAUUUAAUUCCAAACAAGCUGAAACUUGCCGUGCUAAAAUCUUAUGAGAUUACAUUUCGAAUGGUACAGUAGUUGCUGUACCAUCUGAUAUUAUACCAGGCACAAGUUUAAAAAAAAGUGAAUUAGUGAUGUCGGAGUGAAUAUACAAGACAUAUACCAUUCGAAAGGUAACCUCAUAAGAUUUUAGCACGGCAAGUUUCAGCUUCUUUGGAAUUAAAUUACGCCCGCCGCAGGCCAAACACUCCGAUAUUAUACCAGGCACAAGUUUAAAAAAAAAGUGAAUUAGUGAUGUCGGAGUGAAUUGACAAAACAUAUACCAUUCGAAAGGUAACCUCAUAAGAUUUUAGCAAGGCAAGUUUUAGCUUUUUUGGAAUUAAAUUACGCCCGCCGCAGGCCAAACACUCUGAUAUUAUACCAGACAGCAGUUUAAAAAAAAAGUGAAUUAGUGAUGUCGGAGUGAAUUGACAAGACAUAUACCAUUCGAAAGGUAACCUCAUAAGAUUUUAGCACGGCAAGUUUCAGCUUUUUUGGAAUUAAAUUACGCCCGCCGCAGGCCAAACACUCUGAUAUUAUACCAGGCACCAGUUUAAAAAAAUUGAAUUAGUGAUGUCGGAGUGAAUAUACAAGACAUAUACCAUUCGAAAGGUAACCUCAUAAGAUUUUAGCACGGCACGUUUUAGCUUUUUUGGAAUUAAAUUACGCCCGCCGCAGGCCAAACACUCUGAUAUUACAGGGUGCGGCAAAAAAAUGGAAACUUUUUUCAUUGGGUCCUGACGCGAAAAUUUUUAAGUUCAGCAAAAUUAUUUUCAUACCUUUAAAUUCUACGUAGUUUAAUCUCCUAGACCUUAUAAUUUCAUGUCCAUAUCGGUUUAUUAGCAUUCUUUUUUUGAAUUUCAAACAAAGGGACCUCGAUUUUGGACCUGUUUUUAAGCUGUUCGAAGUGCUAAUUUGCCCGGUAUAGAAACGACGUUUUGUCCAAAGUAAUCACACAAUGCAAGGAGCUUGUGAACAAUUUGAAGCUUCCAUUAAGCGAAAGAAAACGCACCGCCAACACUUCUGUCAGCCGCGGGGUCAUCAACAGCGAAAUCCGUCGAUUUCCAGAAAAAAUUGCCCGUGAGGCCGGCAUCAGGGACCGACCAGUCGGCCAAAUAGCCAAAAAUCAACUCAAGGUCUCCCCACAUAAGGUCUAA